AUGCAUACAUUCACUACUCUUGUCGCUCUUUCUGCCCUUGCUGGCACAACACUCGCGAGGCCCGCCCCGGUCCCAGAGGUGACCACCCGAAAGGGCUUUACUAUCAACCAGAGCGUUGCGAAACCAUUUCAGGCCGGUCCUGUGGUUUUGCAGCGCGCGUACCGAAAAUACAACCGCGUUGUGCCUGAUGCAGUGAGCCGUGCGGCUCAAGAUGGCACUGUCAGCGCCACACCGGAACAAUUCGACUCGGAAUAUCUAUCACCCGUGACCAUCGGAGGCCAGACCGUCAAUCUUGACUUCGACACUGGUUCCGCAGAUUUAUGGGUUUUCUCGUCCGAGCUUCCGAGCGCUCAACGGCAAGGUCAUGAGUUCUACGACCCAUCCAAGUCCGACACUGCUCAAGAACUCGAUGGUGCAAGCUGGAACAUCACCUAUGGAGAUGGAUCGGGUGCCAGUGGGAAUGUCUAUCUCGACACUGUGGAUGUUGGUGGCGUGACGGUCACCAACCAGGCUGUCGAGCUUGCAUCUCAAAUCAGUGCUCAGUUCCAACAGGAUGAGAACAAUGAUGGCCUUCUCGGGUUGGCUUUCAGCUCCAUCAACACAGGUAAUUGUGCCCGGUUGUCCUCCAAGCAUGCUUCUAAUAUGCACACAGUGACACUCGAUCAACAAACCACAUUUUUUGACACCGCGAUCAACCAAGGGGCUCUUUCCUCCAACCUGUUCACUGUCGAUCUAAAGAAAGGUGUCCCCGGAACAUACGACUUUGGAUUCAUCGACGACAGCAAGCAUACCGGCAAGAUCACGUACACUCCCGUCAACCCAUCGCAAGGGUUCUGGGAGUUCACCAGCACCGGAUACGGCGUUGGAAACGGGUCGUUCAAGAAAUCCAGCAUCGAUGCUAUUGCCGACACUGGAACCACACUGGUCUUGGUCGAUGAUGCGAUCGUCGCUGACUACUACAAGUCGGUGCGAGGAGCGAAAUACGACAACAGCCAAGGUGGCUACGUCUUCCCUUGCUCAGCAACCCUUCCAAACUUUGUCGUUGGCAUUGAGACUUAUCAUGCCGUGAUUCCUGGCUCUUUCAUCAACUUUGCCCCUACCGAUAAUUCUGGUACAACUUGCUAUGGUGGUAUUCAGAGCAACCAGGGACUGGGCCUCUCCAUUUAUGGCGACAUCUUCCUCAAGGCUGUCUUUGCGGUUUUUGACAGCGACAACACACAACUUGGAUUUGCUCCUAAAGCCUUGUAA
Messenger RNA from Exophiala bonariae, 1248 nucleotides. RefSeq lists its product as uncharacterized. Bases 1 to 1248 code for a protein of 415 amino acids. The transcript has 3 exons. The record is from RefSeq and is a predicted model, not a curated record. Gene Ontology annotation, molecular function: aspartic-type endopeptidase activity. Lineage: Eukaryota; Fungi; Ascomycota; Eurotiomycetes; Chaetothyriales; Herpotrichiellaceae. Gene Ontology annotation, biological process: proteolysis.